AAUAGACUGGACGGAGUGCGGUGUGGUGAACAUUAAAUGAACGCUGAUACCUCGAAAUAUUGCCAUUGAACAUAGCUGCAUUACAUUCGCUAAACUAUGACAGAGCCCCAGUCAGCGCUGUUACUCAGGAGACAGCUUGCAGAGCUAAACAAAAACCCAGUGGAGGGAUUCUCAGCAGGCCUCAUCGAGGACAGUGAUCUCUAUAGAUGGGAAGUUCUUAUCAUUGGGCCUCCAGACACACUGUAUGAAGGCGGUGUGUUUAAAGCUCAUCUGACAUUUCCCAAAGAUUACCCUCUCAGGCCACCUAAAAUGAAAUUCAUCACAGACAUUUGGCACCCUAAUGUUGACAAAAAUGGAGAUGUAUGUAUUUCUAUUUUGCACGAACCUGGGGAAGACAAGUAUGGCUACGAGAAACCAGAGGAGCGCUGGCUGCCCAUUCACACAGUGGAAACCAUAAUGAUUAGUGUUAUCUCUAUGCUGGCAGACCCGAAUGGUGACUCACCAGCCAAUGUUGAUGCUGCAAAAGAGUGGAGGGAGGACAGACAUGGAGCAUUUAAAAGGAAAGUGGCCCGCUGUGUACGAAAAAGCCAAGAGACUGCAUUUGAGUGAUACUGAGCCAAUAUCUAGCCUCAUAUUUUCAGGUUCUCCAAUUGAAAAUCAACAUGGCACUGUUUCCUGCACUCUUCCACUCUGUCGCCAGGCUUGUCCGCCUUAAUUUUGGCUGGAACAGAUUGGCUACUGUAGGCUGCAAUAGAUCACAACAGAGACUACCAAGGCUGAGAGAAAACCGCCAAGCAAGUGCCAACUCAAAACAACAAGAAACAAAACAAAACUGGGAAGAUAAUAAAAACAUUUUUCACGUCGAUGAACUGCUUCAACAUUCAGGAAGAUAUUGUAAAGACAUGUAUAUAGCACAGACUAAACCGGAUAAUAUAUAAAUUCCCUAUCCACCCAUCAAGACGCAUAGACCAAACAAAUAGUGCUGGUUCUGUAGGUUUCCUUUGCUCCAUGUUUCUCUCCUUCUCCAACUCCAGCAUGUAUCACUUCUCUUUAGAUUGUUUUAUCAGGAGGUCUUAAACAGGGACAGCUGUUGGAAAAAGAUGUAAAACUGUCACCUGUGAAAAGCUUGAUUGAUCCAAGUGAGACAUGAUGUGUCUUUUGUGGAGUAGCGUCAUAUUGCGCACGUCACACAGCUGUUGUUGUGGGUUUUUGAAGCUCCGAACUCAACGUAGUACCCAAACACUUUUUGUUUUUAUCAGUUCCAAGUCUUAACCGUCUCAAAUGACCUGACAGACAACUUGAUCUUUGUGCAUGCUAAGUUUCCUUUUACCUUUUUUCAAAAGUGCCUCCUAAUAAAAUGCUUGGCCAUUUCACCCUGCAAGUGUUGAAGACGGUGACAGAAGAUGCAGAAAUCAUGUACCACCUGUGUAACAAUUUAUUUAAUAGGAAUAAACCAGGAGUUUGUGUAAUUAGGUAACAAUUUGGUGUAGCAAUAACUUCCCCAGUAUAAAAUGUACAUGUCAAUUUUUGAUAUCCUGAUACAGUUUGUCCUUUUCCCUUAUUUUCUUUUUUUUUCUCUUGUCUGUGUUGCUCGGUAGGAAUUGUUAUGCAUGCUUUAUUUUAUUUUGGUUUGGUUUUGCUGACGGUUUUCCUUGCAAAUGUUUGAAUGUCUGUUUUUACAGUUUGUGUGUCCAUUCGGGUUCUUCACGCUCAACGCUGGUCCACGUCCUCACCGUUACCCUGCUCACUGAAUUAUUGCUGUUUUGCCUAAUGUACAAAGACAAAAUACUGAUGUAUAUUUUUCAUGUUAUGAUCCCGGUCACCUGUAGUAGAUUCUUCUACAAAUAUGACUUUUUUUUCAGUAUCUACUUGAGUAUUUAAUUCAGCUGUGUUUUGGUUUCAUAUUGCUCAUGGCAAAGGCAACAUGUCUUAUGCACACACAGUGUUUUUAUUACACAAACCUCAAUGUUUUUUUACUUCGGGUUUAUUUUUUCAGACAAAUGUUCUAAAGAUAAUGGAAAUAUUUAGAUGAUUAAGAAGACUCAUAAUUUAUUCCUUUGAAAAGUGGACUAGUUUUACGGCGUUGUGCCACAAGCAUUUUUGGUUUCUCUUGUUUCCCUCUUGAUCCCAAUAAUUGUUUUCAUUAAAUUUAUAGAUUUUA
This is a messenger RNA of Betta splendens (Siamese fighting fish), 2161 nucleotides long. RefSeq names its product ubiquitin-conjugating enzyme E2G 1a (UBC7 homolog, yeast) (gene ube2g1a). Gene Ontology annotation, biological process: protein polyubiquitination; proteasome-mediated ubiquitin-dependent protein catabolic process. The record is from RefSeq and is a predicted model, not a curated record. NCBI's taxonomy places the organism in Eukaryota, Metazoa, Chordata, Actinopteri, Anabantiformes, Osphronemidae. The transcript has 6 exons. Gene Ontology annotation, molecular function: ubiquitin conjugating enzyme activity. Bases 97 to 609 code for a protein of 170 amino acids.